AAAUUUAAGAAAAAUUUAAAACAAUAUCCAUUAAAUUCGUUAAGUAAUCCGUUAAUUUAAAUAUGUUUGCGUCUGUUACUUGAAAUUGUUAAAAGUAAUUGUUAUAAAGUAAAAGUAACACUAAAGGUAUGCAUGCACCAAUAUAUGGAACAAUUUUGUAAUGCGUUUGCAACUGACUACUACUUGUAAAUAUGUUUGCCGUAUUUUAUGCAUUCCUAGCACGUAACGCAAAUUGAUUAAACUAAUACAGUUUACAGCUGAAUAAAUGUAUCAUAAGGAAAUGCCACGAUCGCGACGAAAAGCCGUGACAAUGUUGUCACCUGGAAAAUAUUUAAAAAUGCUUCUCAUAAUAAUACAGAUUUUCUUCGCUUUGCAAUUGUUACUAAAAAUUAAUGGAGUUGAGGCUGCGGCAGCUUCGGUUUCCACGUCAAUAGAUUUAACCACAAAUUAUACUCCGCUAAGUAAAACUACAGCCGUGACGUCACGUAAUGCUAAAGUUAAGCUAUUGAAACCGCCAGCCGAAAUCGUAGGUGGUAAAGCGGGACUUGGGAAUGAUUUACAAACACAUAACCUAGUGACAUUGGCGGCAAAGUCGUACGUGUCGUCCCCUACCACCACUCAACAACCGAAAAUACUUAAACGUUCAGGUGCUAUGGCAGAAUUAAAAGUUAAGAAACCCUUAAAAGAAAUAUUUAAUCAUACGAGAGAAAUGGAAAGAGUUUCGAAAUUGCAAUCAGCUUUGCCUGAUCAUAUACCGGACUCUUCGGGUCCAAUACCUUAUCGCUUAGGUCGACCGCAUCUGCCGCCACCACCACCACCAGCACCAGCCGUAUAUGAUACAACUGGUGACAGUCCACCCACUUUGACUGGCGGUGGCGCUGUCUAUCAUUCUGGUCCAUAUGAAGGCGAGAAAUGGCAUGCCGAAUACUGGGAUCGUGGUUAUAGUAAACAAUUCGUCUUCAAUAGCACCAGAGUGCAGCACAUUGAAGCUGAAUGUCAAGAUGAUUACAUGAAGAUACGUAUCGGUUUCAAUGGUUCUUUUAGCGGAUUAGUGUAUUCAGCUGGCUACGCUUACGAUCCUGAUUGCAUGUAUAUUAACGGUUCCGGCCGAGAUUAUUAUGAAUUCUAUAUACAAUUAAAUCGGUGCGGUACUCUCGGUAAAAAUGCUUUGCAUGAUGAAAAUCGUAAAAAUCCUACGAAUUUUAUGUGGAACACGGUAACCGUGCAAUAUAAUCCAUUAAUUGAGGAAGAAUAUGAUGAGCAUUUUAAAGUAACUUGUGAAUAUGGCUAUGACUUUUGGAAAACCGUAACUUUCCCCUUCCUAGAUGUGGAAGUUGCCACGGGUAAUCCUGUUGUGUUCACAUUAAGUCCACCUGAAUGUUAUAUGGAGAUACAGAAUGGUUAUGGCAUAGGUGGACCGCGAGUAACUGGCCCUGUAAGAGUUGGAGAUCCGUUAACAUUGAUCAUUUAUAUGAGAAGUAAAUAUGAUGGUUUCGACAUAGUAGUGAAUGAUUGUUAUGCUCACAAUGGCGCCAAUAAACGUAUACAAUUAAUUGAUCAGUACGGCUGUCCUGUUGACGAUAAGUUAAUAUCACGUUUCCGUGGCUCUUGGUCAGAGACGGGAAUAUUUGAGACUCAAGUUUAUGCCUAUAUGAAAACUUUUCGUUUUACUGGUUCACCAGCGCUUUAUAUUGAAUGUGACGUGCGCAUGUGUCAUGGCCGGUGUCCGAGUCAGCCCUGCCAUUGGCGUAAUUUGAAAGCAGUAACCAAACGUGAUAUUGCCAAUAGCUCUGAUUACGCAUUGCCGGCUCCAUCCGCAACAUUAGAAACUGAGGCAGUUCUCAUGGCUAUGACUGAAAAGCCAGAACCUCCCUUAUCGGAAAAUGUUAAUCUCUUCCAAUCGUUAAGGGUACUGCAAGAGGGCGAAACAGAUGAUGAAAGCUUUUACACGAACUCGCAGCAUUCGGAAAUGAUAACGAAUCAAACUUGUUUAAAAACUGCUACAUUCUCGGCAAUGACCGCAACAUUUUCGGUAAUGUUUUGUGUUCUCUUCGCCUCGCUUAUGGUGACUUGUUCACGUUUAAGACAAAGAAUAAAGCAAACAACGUUAUACGAUCAUUAUAUUAUGCAAAAAGGACAAAUCGAUUGACAGAUUGAGAAUGAAAAAUAAUAUUGAAAACUUUGAUUUUACACCAUAUAGAGAGCAUUUGUUUUGUGUAAAUAUUAUUUUUAUGUUUCAUAUAAUUUGUUAAGAUUAAAAAUUAAUUAUAAAUUGAAUAAGAUAUGUGUCGUGCAUUAAGCUUGAAUUUCUUAACAUUU
Messenger RNA from Glossina fuscipes, 2319 nucleotides. RefSeq lists its product as uncharacterized. Bases 266 to 2149 code for a protein of 627 amino acids. Lineage: Eukaryota; Metazoa; Arthropoda; Insecta; Diptera; Glossinidae. The record is from RefSeq and is a predicted model, not a curated record. The transcript is spliced from 10 exons.